This is a messenger RNA of Oncorhynchus tshawytscha (Chinook salmon), 3531 nucleotides long. Its product is annotated as tax1-binding protein 1 homolog A. The record is from RefSeq and is a predicted model, not a curated record. Bases 178 to 2643 code for a protein of 821 amino acids. Lineage: Eukaryota; Metazoa; Chordata; Actinopteri; Salmoniformes; Salmonidae. The transcript has 17 exons.
UCCCAUCCCGGAAGUGACACCCUCAUUGACAACCAUAGUCAGUGGUUGACGACGGGGCCUGAAGCUGUGUGACAACAACGGCUUUUGGACUGUCAUAUGUUGGCUUUCAAAACAUAAUUCGACCUUGUUUGGAUUCAUAUUUAAGACAGGUCAGACAAAUGAAGUGACAAGCAGGAUAUGUCCUCGUUCCAGGUGGUGGGCUCUUCACCCACCAGUGGCAUUGGUGUCAUGGAAACAUCAAACUUUGCUCAUGUUAUCUUCCAGAACGUUAGGAAGAGCUUCCUGCCCCAGGAGGCACUGGAGUGUCGCUACACCCUCACCUCCUACAUCACCCCCAACCCCAAAGACUGGGUGGGCAUCUUUAAGGUGGGUUGGAACACAGCGAGGGAUUACUACACCUUCCUGUGGUCUCCUAUGCCGGAAAACUACCAACCUGGAAGCACUGUACACAGGGCUGUGGUGUUCCAAGGGCACUAUGUUCCCAAGAGUGACGGGGAGUUCUAUCAGCUCUGUUACGUCACGCACAUGGGUGACAUCAGAGGCGCCAGCACGCCUUUCCUGUUUCGCCCAGCCACGCCCACUGAGGACUGUCUCACCGUUACCGAGGACGACAACAACUCAGACAUACUGGUGGUGACCACCAAGAGCAGUGUGCUGGAGCAGCGUGUAGAGGAGGCGCAGCAGGAGCGCAGGGAGCUGUUGAAGAGAUUACAUCACCUUCAGAAGGAGAAACAGCAGCUGCAGGAGGAGCACAGGAGGCUGCACAGAGAGAGGGAGCAGGAGAGGGAGACCUGCUACCUUCUACGCACGCACAACCAGGAGCUGCUGCGCUCCUCCCAGGGCCUGUCUGAGGAGAGGGAGGAGGUGAGGAGGAGGUUGCAGGAGGCCACAGACCGGGUCAGACAGGUGGAGGAGGACCUACUGGGAGUCACACAGAGAGGACUGCAGAAAGAGACCGAACUGGACUGUCUGAGAGACAGGUUGAAGAAGCUGACAGCAGAAAGAGACAGUCUGGAGACUCAACUGAAGAACGACAAGGACGAGAGGGACCUCUACAAGGGCCACCUGCGCAGCACGGAGCUGGAGAACACUAAGCUGAGUGCAGAGCUGCAGAUGCUGAAGGCUGUGGAGCUCAACAGAGAGGUGACCAUCACUCAGUUCCAGGAAGAACUGGACAGGCUCCGAGCCUGCGUCACUCAGAAGGACCGCGUGGAGAAAGAGCUGCACACACACGCUGUCGACAAGGCUGAGAUGGGUCGUCUGAAGGAGCAGCUUCGCCAGUGUGAGGAGCAGCUCCAGGCGUCUCGCCAGCAGGCCGCCAUGUUGGCGUCGGAACUCCGUGACUCAGCGAACGCCCGCGAUCGCACCAUGACUGAGCUGUACCGCGCCCGCCUAGAGGCCGACUCCCUCCGUGCCAGCCUGGCCGAUGCCCAGGCCGAAUGCCGGAGGAUGGAGACACAGCUGGACCACAUGAGGACCACCUCCCAGCAGGAAGUGGGUGUGGGGACCUCCAGUGAGGGGGGGUGUGUGGUGUCUGAGGCAGAGGCUGAGCUACAGAGAGAAGUGGAGGAGCUGAAGCUGCGUCUCCACAUGGCCGCUGAGCACUACAAGGAGAAGUACAGGGAGUGUCAGCGGCUCCGUAGGCAGGUGGCCAAGAUCAGCGAGGCCCAGGGGGAGUCAAAGAGAAACGCUGCCACUGAGACGACACAGGAGCCACUGACACCCAGUCCAGAGUCACCCACAAGUUGGGUGGAGAAGGAGAGGAAGAGUGCUGAAGAGGUGGAUGAGAGGAGUGUGGAGGAUGAGGGGAAGAGUGCGGAGGAGGUAGAGAAAGAACAGACUCGUUCGGUGGAGGAGGAGCUGGCGAGGAUGGAGGAGAAGUGGGCGGAGCAGUGUGCUAUCAACGAGUCGCUUAAGCAGAGACUGGCCAAUGAGGAGGAGCGAUUCAGGAUCCAGAUGGUAGAGAGGACCAUGGAGGUGACAGAGCUGAAGGAGAGUCUGGCUCAGGCCCUCAGAGAGAAGAGUCAACUCAAGGAGGAGCUGCAGCAGUGUCAGGGCCGACAGAGGGAGCAGGAGGCUGAUGGUCAGGUGUCAGAGGUCAAACAGCCUGUGUUGCUGCGCUACCCACUUCCCUACCCCCAGGACCCCUCCCCACCCCCCCUGGUACCCCAGAGACCUGCAGAGCUGCAGUACGGGAACCCCUACUCCACCGACAACACUCGAGACGGGGCAGACGGCGCCCUGGCCCCAGAGCAGAUGCUUCGCCCCCCUCCUGAGGCCCCUCCGUCCACCUCCCCGACCCCGUGUGCAGGUGCAGGCUGGGAGAGAGAUGUGGUCUGCAUCCAGCCCUCCUCCUCACGAAGCAUGAGCCCCCCUGACGGACUGGAACACUCCCCCGAGGAGCCACGCAAUGUCGGUGAUGGGGAGCAGCCUGCCUGCAAUCAUCAGACCAGCAGCGGACUUACCGCCAACAGGGGCAGCUUCUGUUUCGACCCCAGCUUUGAGCAGCACGUGGAGAGCCACUGGAAGGUGUGUCCCGUGUGCUCUGAGCAGUUCCCCCUCUACUGCCAUCAGCAGCUCUUCCAGAAGCACAUGCUCACACACUUUGACGGCCAUGUGCUAAACUUCGCCAACAUGGAGUAGCAGGGCAGAUGGGGGAGUGUGUGUGAAAGGGAAGGUUUGGAUUAAGGGAUGUAAAGAAGGAUAAAGAAACCUUUACUCAAAUGGGGGUCGAGAUGAUUUCAUUUAAGAAGGGAGAUUCCAAAUCAAGAUGAAAGAAAUCAUUGGGGGUAAAUUGCACUUUGUUGUAAAUUGAAAUGGAAUUAACUCCAGCCUUGGCCUCACACACUUCCACGAGAACAUGCUACAUUUAAAAACAUCAAGGAGUGUGUGUAUGACUUUCUACAAGGGGGAGUUUGUCAGUUUAGGGAAAUUACAACAACAAAAAAUGUUUUGCGUGAGGUUUCAGAGCCUUGGAGCUCUUUGGUUUUGUCCCAUGUUGAUGAUAUCAUCACUGGAUGUGUUUAGUAUCUGUAGGAUUCAUCUGUGUUAAUCAGCCAGUCAAUAGUACCUACUUUACAAGACUUCAUUUUCAGUUUCUACUCCCAGUGACUCUGUAGCCACAUGUAGAAACAGGUGACAUCCAGGAGCACGUUGCCCCUAGACACUAAUGCUCAGUUUUGCAUUUCCCCUCUAAUGGUUAAGGUUAGGAUUUGGUUUACCUGAACCUAGAUCUGUGGAAACUUCUACCGUGGAGAGGGAGGAGAUAUGUGGUCUUGAAGGACCUCCAGCCCAAUGUAAUGUAAAGUAUGAGUCAAACUCUUUGUCAGCAAAAUACAUCAGACGGUUCAAAAUAAUUAGUACUAUUGUUUGAAUUUGACUGCACUAAAAAUACUUUAUUAUUCUGAAUGUAUGUGUGUGUGUGUAUAUAACUGGGUGGUUCAAGCCCUGAAUGCUGAUUGGCUGACAGCUGUGCUAUAUUAGACCGUAUACCACAGGUAUGGCAAAACAACUAUUUUUACUGCUCUACUU